AUGAGCCACGCCACAGAAUCAAAUCGUCGCGGCAACGAGCCUCACGGCAGCGGCCAGCGGCGCACGCGGCUGGCAGAGGCGGUGGAGACCGGGGGCACAGUGGUGGGGCGAGUGGAGGCGCUGGAGGAGGAGCUAGCGCGGGUGAACGGAGGAGGGAGCUUGAGCGGGACACAGAUGGGGGAUGCAGCAGUGGGUGGAGCAGCAGCGAGUGCAGUAUCGAUUGCAAUGGCAAGUGCAGCAGCACCGGUGUUGCCAGCUGGUCAUGUGGAUGUGGAAACACUGGAGGGCCGUGCCUUGGCUCCUGUUGCUGCCCCUGCUGCCGUAGCAACAGCACCGACUCCAGCAGCAGCAGCGGAAGCCGAAUCGCUGACCUUUAAUGCGGCUGCUGGUGUAGUAGUAGAUGGCAGUGCUGCUGACAGCAGUAGUAGCAGCGGCAGCGGCAGCGGCAGUGGCAGUGGCAGUGGCAGCGGUGACGGUGGCAGCAUAGUGACUCCUCUGUCCACACCAGAGGCACCAGUGCCGCUACCAGCGGUAUCAGUGCCUUUACCGGAAGUGAGACAAGACUGGGGUCGCAACGUGACGCAGCAGCAGAAGGAAGCGGAGGAGCGCACCAAGGUGCAGAGCGGUGCGUGCAGCGAGUUCAAGCUGCUGUACCGCGGUGGGUGGCGCGAGGGGCAGCUGGCCUGGGUGCCACAGCCUGACCGCUACUUGCUCCUGGACUGCCACAAGCACCAGGUGGGAUGGGGAGAGAGAAGGGGGGAAGGAGGGCGGAGUGAGGGGACGGUGGGCAUGGGUGCAUGGGGAAUAUUGGGGCACAGAGGCAAAGGGAAGAGUGGGUGCCUCAGCCCGACCGCUACAUGCUCUUGGACUGCCACAAGCACCAGGUGGGAAGCGGUUGGGGGGGGUGGGGGACUGGAGAGUGCGGAAGGCCGGCUUGGGUGCAUGAGGUGGGAAGGGGUUGAAAGGGGGGAGGGGUGGAGGGGGCACGGUGCUCCCGUGUGCUUGCACUGGGUGCUUUGUGCUCUCAAAAUGACUUUUGAGUCGACUCAAAAGUCGCGCUCCCGUGUGCUUGCACUGGUGCCCCUCCCCGCCCCUAACUUUCCCCCCGGUCCCCGUCCUCUCCCGUUCCGCCUCCCCUCCUAUCCCACUGCUCCUCGUCCUUCCCACCUGCCACAAACAAGCUCCUCCCUACUCCUGGAUCUGAUCCGUCUUCAACACUUGCCCCUCCAUUGUCCCCCCUCUCCUCCUUUCCCCCCGUCCCCCCCUCCUCCUCCACUCCCCCCUCCUCUGCUAGAAAGUAAGAAGUUGGUGCGGUGCAUGCGGCACAGCAUGAUAGCAGCGGGCAUGCUCAACCGCACGCUUGUCGUGCCCAUGCGCACACCCCUCGUGCCGCGCCACUACGACCGCCGCGCCUUCCUGCACCUGCCCCACACGCACCGCUGCUACGGGCCCCUCUCUGUCAUCUCCUGGGAAGACCUGCUGGGGAGGAUGAGCGCAGGUGGAGUGGCUGGGGGAGGGGCGAGUGGAGGGGCGGGUGGAGGGGCGGGAAGGGGGCCGUCAAUGGUGGUGGUGGGGGAAGGGGAGGUGGUGGGUGGAGGAGGGGACGCCAAUGACCGCCUCCCGGACCUACCAGGCCUCUCCCUCUCGCCCACUCUCACCAUCACCACCGCCCCCUUCCCUGCAGGACCCAUAGACACGCGUGCUUUCACCAACCUCUCUGCUCUCAUCCGCCCCUCCUCACGCAUCAUUGUGCUUGGCGACUUGGCUGCUUUCAAUCUCGAGGGGCCUCGGGGAAUGGAUGUUCCGUUCUUUACACUCCCGGGGUGUGGGAACACUCUGGCAAUACACCCUCACCCGGCGAUUCUGGAAGCCGCAGAUCGGUUUAUCCGGGGGGUGAUUCUCGGUGGAAAGAGGCGGUGGUGGGAGGAUGCAGAGGAGAGAGAGGCGGCGAGCAUGAAUACGAGUACAGCGGCAGAUGACUCUGAGGGAAAGGCUGACAGCGGCAGCAAUGGCAGCAACACGAGCAAUGAGAGCAACGGGAGCGGUGGGAGCAGCAGAGCGAGCAACAGGACGCUGUGGGCGGUGGGAGACAGUGCAGCGGACGAAGCAGCAGGUGUGGCGCGGUACAUAGCGGUGCACUGGAGGCGCACGGACCUGGUGCAGCUGUCCAAGGACCCCUGGGUGCACCUACCUGUGGCCCGUGUGGGCACGUGCCUCGUGCAGCGCAUGCGCCUGUCUGGGAAUAUCACCCGGAUGUUCCUGGCUACAGACACGGAUGAGGGAGAGGUUGAAUCACUGGUGAAGUUUAUCAAGGAGCGAAUUCCCGCGCACGAGCCCCCUAGUCACGCGAGAAUGGCGAAGCGCAAGCCGUCGCACCAACCUAGGUAUCCCCAUGGCGACGGAGACGGCACGUAUCAUGGCGAAGAGCCUUCUUCGCUCUUUCCCGAUUCGUCCGCUUCCGCUAACCAUGCGCCCUCCUCUUCUUCCCCCUCUCAGCUUCUUCGGUGUGAGCAGCGGCGUCCCGGCCACUUAGCCUACCACCCCCUUCCUCCGCACGACGCGCUCGAUUUCCUCGCGUUCCUGGAUCGCACGCCGCCGUGCGACGUCGCGCGCCUCUUUCGCGAGCUCCUGCGCGACCUGGCGAUGCGAAACCUGCGCGACUACCACUUGCGGAUCGACGGCGAAUCGCGCGGGCGCGGUGGGGAGCGGGGAGGAGGCGGAGGAUGGCGGGGAGGAGGCGGACGGGGAUGGGGGGAACGCGGAGGCGGGCGCGGGCGAGACGGGGGCAACGGGGGCUAUCCCUCCCCGCAAAGGGGCCGGGGUCCGCCGUUCAGGGGCGGACGGGCAGGCGGGGAAUUUUCGCCAGGUGGCGGGGGCGGAAGGUGGGGCGGUGGCGGGGGCGGGGGCGGGGGCGGGGGCGCGCAAGAGCAGAGGGCGUUUGUGGUGGAGGUGAUGUUUGGGGAGCAGCACGAGGGGCCCGUGGCCGUGGACGUGCCACAGGGCUGCAUCGCAUGUAACCCCCUUGCACCGCUCUUCACCACUGCCCCUGUCCCCGCUGCAGACGCUGCUGCUGGCGCUGCUGCUGGCGGUGACAAGAGCGCAGGGCUCAUCAUAACCCCCGUACGCCACGUGGAGUCUCUAUCCGAGCUCAAUGACUCGGAAUUAUACGAAUUUUUCCACACGGCGGCUGCUGCAGUGCAGAAAGAGAAGGUCGUGUUCUCACGCAUGGUGGUGAACCACGGGUCGUAUCGCAACCUGCCGCAUCUGCACCUCAAGGUGUUUUUAGACGAGGGGUCGUUUGAGGCGGCGAAGCGAGGGUGGGAGGGGGAGCGGGUGGUGAUGUGGGAGAAGCUGAUGAGGCUGCGGCCGGCCAAGACUGCGUUUUACGGUCGGUACACUUUCUCCGUCACUACCGCGAAAGCAGUUGAGGUGUGUCCUGCCCAGCUGGGGAAUCAACCCCCUUUCCUCGACAAGUUUUUUUGUGACGACAGUAAGGGUCAGCAGCAGCAGCACACAGCAGUGACGAACGCAUUUUCCCAGAUGUAG
Molecule: messenger RNA, 3546 nt
Organism: Closterium sp. NIES-65
Lineage: Eukaryota; Viridiplantae; Streptophyta; Zygnematophyceae; Desmidiales; Closteriaceae
Source: the annotation of a GenBank genome assembly